AUGCUAUUGUAUUAUCUAGCAGCUAUAUUCAAAGGCCUUCAUCCGAGGGUAGAUGAUGACUUCGUUGACAAGUUGAACUACCAUUAUACGUCAGCAAUAAUUUUCGCGUUUGCGAUUAUUGUUUCCGCCAAGCAGUAUGUCGGUUACCCAAUUCAAUGCUGGGUACCUGCACAAUUUACUGACGCUUGGGAGCAGUACACCGAAAACUAUUGUUGGGUUGAAAACACCUACUACUUACCGCUGACAAGUGCUUUCCCCCUGGAAUACGGGGAUCGAAGGGCACGUCAAAUCAGCUACUAUCAAUGGGUUCCAUUUGUGUUAGCUCUGGAAGCUCUUUGCUUCUACAUUCCAUGCAUAAUGUGGCGAGGCUUACUGCACUGGCACUCAGGUAAGAUUUCGCAUACAUUCGAAAUGCUAUGA
Molecule: messenger RNA, 420 nt
Organism: Ostertagia ostertagi
Lineage: Eukaryota; Metazoa; Nematoda; Chromadorea; Rhabditida; Trichostrongylidae
Source: the annotation of a GenBank genome assembly